Eimeria maxima is the source of this 480-nucleotide messenger RNA. RefSeq lists its product as hypothetical. Lineage: Eukaryota; Apicomplexa; Conoidasida; Eucoccidiorida; Eimeriidae. The record is from RefSeq and is a predicted model, not a curated record. Bases 1 to 480 code for a protein of 159 amino acids. The transcript is spliced from 2 exons.
AUGUUGAGUGUCGCGACUCGGGGCAUCGGGAGACGCCCUUCACCAGCAACAACAACAACAGCGGCGAGGUCUCUUAGCGUUGGGCGGUGCCGAGCUGUAGUAACAACAACGGCAACUACAACAACAGCAGUAUCAUCAAGAGGAACCAUCCGCCAGUUCUCGGGUGUUAAAUUUCUAGACCAGAAGCGGAGUGGAGAAGAAUCUGUCUACUUCAAGAAAGAAGACGAGGCGUUACUGCGUCGUUUGUUGGCGAAGCAUCCGGAGGUGGAUCCCAAGUUUCAGUCUGGAGGGGGGACGGCGUCUUUGGAGUCUUUGAGGAAUUCGUUGUCUCUCUGCGCCUCUAAGCAUUUCAACCAGCAACCUUCAAAAGCAUUUCUCGAUGAGCUGCCAGCUAUCUUCGCUAGCCAUGGUUGGCAACCCCCCGAAGAGGUCAAGAGCCUUGUCCGCUCCCUCCAAACACCACCGCGCCCCCCCAGCUAG